UUAUAAAGUUCUGCCCUUGUGAUCCGGGGGCAUAAUAAUUGCACGACCCCAACUCAACAGACGUUCUCCUACUUUACUCCUCUCAAACAAAGAGGCAAAAAAAUAUUUAGAAUCGAGAGAGAGAGAGACGAUGGAGAGAAAGGCUGUGGUGAUAUGCAGUGUUGUGGGGUUCUUGGGGCUAUUAUCAGCCGCUACUGGUUUUGGUGCAGAAGGUACAAGGAUUAAGGGUUCUCAGGUUCAGUUUCCUUCUGCUUCUGAAUGUGUAUACCCUCGGAGUCCAGCUAUGGCUCUUGGUUCAAUUGCAGCACUGGCUCUUAUGAUAGCUCAAAUAAUUAUAAAUGCUUCAACUGGGUGCAUGUGUUGCAAAAGAAGUCCUCAUCCUUCUAACUCUAAUUGGAGAAUAGCACUGGUCUGCUUUGUGCUUUCCUGGUUCACAUUUGUCAUAGCGUUUCUUUUGUUGCUGACUGGUGCUGCACUCAAUGAUCAACAUGGUGAAGAAAGCAUGUACUUUGGCAACUACUCUUGCUAUGUUGUGAAACCUGGAGUCUUUGCUGGAGGUGCCCUUCUGUCCCUUGCAAGUGUGAUUCUUGGUCUUAUCUAUUAUCUCAGCAUGACUUCGGCAAAGAACAGUAACGAGCCAUUGGGCAACCCUUCUGUUCCUAAUCAAGGAGUGCAAGGAGGGAUAGCCAUGGGACAACCUCAGUUCCCACCACAAAGUACCCAAGAUCCUGUCUUUGUACAUGAAGACACCUAUAUCAGACGACAGUUUACGUGAUCGGUAAUUUUUUUGUUCAAACAGCAUCCAGUGAAUUGUUUUCCUACUAUCAGAUGACAAUAUGCUGCAAAUCAUUUAAUAUUUUUUUUCAGUAGUUGGGGUUUCUUAGGCUGUAUAUCUUAAGAAGUAAAAACGCACUAUAUUUCGACAUGAGUUGAAUGGAUCAAAGGUUAAGAAAUA
Molecule: messenger RNA, 955 nt
Organism: Alnus glutinosa
Lineage: Eukaryota; Viridiplantae; Streptophyta; Magnoliopsida; Fagales; Betulaceae
Product: protein MODIFYING WALL LIGNIN-1
Exons: 3
Coding region: 131-775 (214 amino acids)
Source: RefSeq, a predicted model, not a curated record